CAGCGGCGAAGGAUCGGGCGGUGCAUGGCGGAGGCCGAGGAACGACAGACUCCCUGUUGCUGCUUUUUAGCCCUUUAAAGGAGGUCAGGCCGUGAACGUGGGUCACACUGGGCUUCCUCCUCGUGGAGGAGUUCAGGCUGGAACAUGACACUGCAGCUGCCGCUGAGAUUCCUGUUGCCAUUGGGAUAUAUGAGACCCCACAAUUCACAUUUCCAUCGUCUUCCCGAUCCGAGCAAGAUGACGAAUGGAACUUGACAAGAGUUGUAAACUUGGCACAAGUAUACUUACGCUCUCGUUGUCGUUUACUCUAUAUACAAUUUGAUUACGAAAUCGACGACGAACUCAGCCGGGUUUUGGUCGAAAGUGGUCCGGUUCAUGAGGAAGGUGACUUCGGCUCGGUUCGGAUGUGAGCUAUACUUCAAUAACCCAACCCGGAGUUCGGCUUUGUCUCGAUCUCAUACCGUGUCGACUCCCCGUCUCCGCUUCGCCCAAACGCCGUUGAGGCGUCGACAGGUUUCCGUCUCUUCCGCGAACGAAGCAAGCGACCGUCAAGAGAGGCUUCGUUUUUUUGCUGUUCAGAUAAGGUGAAGGCUCACUGAAGGGAAACAGAUAUGAGAAACUUGGGUUUCCAAUGGGGAAGGAACCUUGUUCGAAGGUACUACCAGAGAUAUGAUUUUCUCAUCUCCUCUUCUUCAAUCCCGGUUCUCCGCUUGCAUCCUUUGCAACCUUCUAUAUCCAGAGGGUUAUUUCUAUCAGCUCAACAAGCAUACUCCACUGAAUCACAUUCUGAGCUUCCAGUUGACCUCCUGAGGAUUAUGGAACAGAGAAUGAUAGCAAUUGAACAGAGAAGUUCCUACCUUCAAGAGCAAAUUAACCAGGCAACGGUCUCGGCAGUUGAUUAUUCAAGAGCUAAUAAAGAGCUUCGAAAACUUGGAAGCUCGAUGGAAUUAAUAAAGGAGCUAAGAACCAAAGAGAAGGAGAUUGAUGGUCUUAAAUCAGUGAUGUCUGACUGUGUUGAAGACAAAGACAUGUGGAACAUGGCUGAUGAGGAAUUAGCUCAAGCUUUAGUGGAGGAGAGAAGAUUGCAACAUUUACUUCUUAAAUCAUUGCUUCCAAAGGAUGAUGCUGAUGAGAGAGAUUGCAUAUUGGAGGUGAGAGCAGGGACUGGUGGUGAAGAAGCCUCAUUGUUUGCAAUGGACAUAUUCAAAAUGUAUGAAAAAUACUCGCAAAAGAGGGGCUGGAAAUUUGAUGUUAUAGACAUUAUGGAGUCUGAUUUAAAAGGAUAUAAGGAAGCUAGUGGAACAAUAUCUGGACCUCGUGCAUAUGGUAGACUGAAAUUUGAGAGUGGGGUUCACAGAGUUCAGAGAGUUCCAGUGACAGAGAAAUCUGGUCGUGUGCAUACGAGUGCAGUAUCCAUUGCUAUACUUCCUCAGGCUGAUGAGGUCGAUGUCCAGCUUCGAAAUGAAGACUUGAAGAUUGAUACUUAUAGAUCUGGUGGUUCUGGAGGUCAAUCUGUAAACACCACAAACAGUGCCGUCAGGAUUAUGCAUAUUCCAACGGGAAUUACUGUUGCAAUACAAGAUGAAAGAUCACAACACAUGAACAAAGCUAAAGCGCUCAAAGUAUUGCGUGCAAGGCUGUAUGAAAUGGAGAGGUCUAGACUUCAAAGGAGCAGAUCAAAACUUCGGGCAGAGCAGAUUGGAAGUGGUGACAGGUCUGAGCGGAUCCGGACAUAUAAUUUUCCUCAGGGUCGAGUCACCGAUCACCGUGUUGGGAUCACCCAUCACUCGAUAGAAGAUGUCAUGGAGGGAGAGAGCCUAGACAUGUUCGUCGAUGCUCUUCUUUUGCAAGAGGAGAUGGAUGCCAUUGCCUCGUUUGGCACUCAGUGAUUCAGAUAUGGUUUUUUUAGCUGCUUCCAGAAAUCCAAAGAAUGCUUGUAGGUUUCGGCUACAGUCGAUUCUGUAAAUUUAGGUGGCUGAAGUAAGAAAAAGUAGUGUGUUGCAAUCAACAUUAGACCUUAUCUUUUAUUUGUGAAUCUACAAACAAACUUUUAUUUAUGAA
Musa acuminata AAA Group (dessert banana) is the source of this 2061-nucleotide messenger RNA. RefSeq names its product peptide chain release factor 1, mitochondrial. The transcript is spliced from 12 exons. Gene Ontology annotation, molecular function: translation release factor activity, codon specific. NCBI's taxonomy places the organism in Eukaryota, Viridiplantae, Streptophyta, Magnoliopsida, Zingiberales, Musaceae. Gene Ontology annotation, biological process: translational termination. Bases 612 to 1889 code for a protein of 425 amino acids. The record is from RefSeq and is a predicted model, not a curated record.